AUGGCAAAAUCGAUCCUCAUAACCGGCGCGACCGGCAAACAAGGCGGCGCCGUUCUCCGCGCGCUCCUGUCCUCCCCCUCCGCCCACGGACCCUUUACAAUCUACGCUCUAACCCGCAGCUCGCCCUCCUCCCCCGCCGCCGCGAAGCUAUCUUCGCUAUCGCCGAACGUCAAGGUCGUUCAGGGAGAUCUGGAGGACGUGGAAGCUGUGUUCCGGGGCGUCAAGGGCGGGAUUUGGGGCGUCUUCGGCGUGCAGACGCCGAUGGGGAAGGGUGGUGUAGCAAGCGAGGAACGCCAGGGCAAAGCUCUUGUGGACGCGGCGCUCAAGCACGGCGUGCAGCAUUUCGUGUACUCGUCCGUCGAUCGGGGAGGUGACGUUUCCAUCGAGACGCCGACGGACAUCCCACAUUUCAUCAGCAAGCAUAACAUCGAGAAGUACUUGAUUGAGAAGACUGCUGCGGAGGGGAGGAAUGGCGGGAGAAAGAUGGGGUGGACGAUCUUGCGGCCCGUGGCGUUUAUGGAUAAUUUCACGGACGAUUUCAUGGGGAGGGUUUUGCCGACGGCGUGGAGGGAUGUGUUGGGGAAUAAGCCGUUGCAGUUGGUGGCGACGAGGGACAUUGGGAAGUUCGGUGCCAUGGCGCUGCUCGAGCCAGAGGCGUACGAUGGGAAGGCGAUUUCGCUCGCUGGCGACGAGUUGACGUUUAAGCAGAUGAGUAGGACGUUCGAGGACAAGACGGGGAAGAGCGUACCGGUGACGUAUGGGUUCCUGGUCCGCAUCAUAAUGUGGAUGAGCAAGGAGUUUGGAUAUAUGGUCAGAUGGUUUAAGACGGAUGGAUAUGGCGCAAACGUGGCGAAGUGCAAGGCGCAAUUGCCCGAGAUGCUCGAUUUCGGAACGUAUUUGGAGACGGAGAGUGCAUGGAAGAAGAAGUAA
Aaosphaeria arxii CBS 175.79 is the source of this 930-nucleotide messenger RNA. RefSeq names its product NAD(P)-binding protein. Lineage: Eukaryota; Fungi; Ascomycota; Dothideomycetes; Pleosporales. The coding region runs from base 1 to 930 and encodes 309 amino acids. The transcript has a single exon. The record is from RefSeq and is a predicted model, not a curated record.